Papilio machaon (common yellow swallowtail) is the source of this 2380-nucleotide messenger RNA. Its product is annotated as extensin. Lineage: Eukaryota; Metazoa; Arthropoda; Insecta; Lepidoptera; Papilionidae. The transcript has 4 exons. Bases 66 to 2372 code for a protein of 768 amino acids. The record is from RefSeq and is a predicted model, not a curated record.
CACAGUUGUAGCUGAUCGCACUGGCUUAGAAGCGUACAUUUACUGGAAUACGGAAAAAUACAAACAUGGCUGAAAAUGGAUACGGAAUGGCCGGACACAUUGGCAGAAUCCCGAACUACGGCAAAACACAAGUUAAUCCCAUGGGUAGCGUAGAACCACCAGCGUGUAUCCAAAACGCAAUGAUGACAAAGGAUAAGAAGCCAUUUACUUACACACCAGGUGGUCUCGAUUUGUCUCAAAUACGUACCCCGAGCAUGGCUAGAAGGUUAGCAAGGCAGCGUUCAGACGACCAAGAGAGAGCUUAUGCUCCACAAAAUAUGAACAAUGGUGGAAACUAUAAUUCACAAGGAGGGCCAGCUCCACCUCCCCCGCCCCCGCCGCCUAGUAAGAUACCUGCACCACCACCACCGCCACCAUUGAUCAUAGAAGCACCCAACGCUAAGGCUGUAAAACCUGUACCUCUGGGGGAAAGACCCGAAAUAGUAAUACCAGAAAAUCCAAUAGGUAUGUUACGAAAAACAAAUAGUCCAUACCAUUGGGAAGCAGAGAAGGCAGAAACGCAACGAAUGGGACCAGUGCCGAAGUUUGUAGAAAAAGUUCCAAGUCCAUUAACAGUUAAGCUCCCUCAGCAGCAAAUGCACCAGAUCUAUUCUCCGCCGGAACAAAAUAUGCAGAGGCUGAACUAUUCAUACAACAAUCAAAAUAAUCAAGCGCCCGAAAGUCCUAUACACAGACCUGAAGCUCAAUAUCGUAAUCACAGAGGGAAUUCCGCGAACUUAAAUAGCCCUCCACAAACGAGAGAAAUGUUAGUGAGACAAGAUUCGCAAUUUAACAAAAGCCCCCAGCCCUUCGAAGGACAAUCACCGCUGUCUAACGGUACUCCUUAUUCUCCGACGCCAAACAAAAACUGGCGGCAACCAGAAAAGAGAGAUUCUCCUGCAAACAAAACAAGUAGUCCCCUCUCACAGCAGGGUAAUCGGGGGCCAUUUUCACCGAGUACUCAGCAAAGCUCACCAAAUUAUUCUAAUCAAACACCACCGGCUUUCCACACUUUGCCUAGAGUUGGUCAAAGAAGUCAAGAACCCGUCAGUAAUAAUUUUCAACAACCACCAGUACAACAAAAUUCAAGUGUGGACCAAACUAAUUAUGCACCAUGGCGGACGAGUACCUUGAACAGGUAUCCACGAGGAGGUGAGAAUCAGCCAAUUAAUAUAACUAAUCAAAACGCAAAUCAACAACAAGCUUACAGUCCGCCAUGGAAAUCUAAUGAUUCUAAUAACAACAGAGCCGAAAAUAAUUAUAACCUGCCAUGGAAACAAGAAAACAAAGUUAAUUCUCAACAACAAUAUAAUCCACCAUGGUUAUCGAACCAAGACGCCAAUAACAAUAAAAUACAAGAAAAUUCUAAUGUUAACUGGAGGAAUCAGGAUAAUACUCAAAACAGAAACAACCCGACUACAAAUUCACAAGAACAACCGUUAUACCAGUCCAGUAUCUCGAUUCCUAUCUACGGUAAUCAAAGAAAACAAAAUUCACAACCUGAAUACAAGAGCUCUCCACAAAAAGAAGCUGUUUAUGUUAACCAAGAACCAGUAUUUUAUUGUCCCGAGAGUCCCAAGUCAAUGCCACCGUGGGUAAAAACACAAAAAGAGAAAACUAAAACGCCGCCUCCUGCCUGGUGUAACAGACCGUUGGAACCUAGAAGAAGUAUAAGCAGAGAUUUAGUAACUCCACCGAGAGAUGUAAACCAAGAGCCCGAAUGGGUGAAAAAGAGCAAUGAGAUGCAAAGGGGAGUUCAGGAAACUGGAAGUCCGCCAAAAUAUCAGCAAACAGUUCAACCAAAUUGGUCUACGCGUCCUUCAGAAAAUCGUAAAAGUUUACCUAAAGAUAACACGAGUAGUACAACGGGGGCUAGGAUAAUACCUAUUCAAAUGGAAGUAUCGAGUACGGAGACGAAAAACCAAGGAAAGCAAGGUGACCGUCAGCAGCCACAGCUAAGAAUAGUAAUUGAUAUGAAACAGAAUCCAGAAACUCAAGUUCAUGCACAGGCGCCAUUCUCUCAGCCAACCCAACGCAUUAUGAGAGUGCUGUCGCCGCAGCUAGUUCGAAUGGAUGAAGACGCCAGACCAACGCAUCACGAACUUCCGACAUUGAACCGACACUUCAGCCAGGACAGUCAGCCAAAGACGCGAAUUAUCCCUAUACAGAUUGAAAGUGGUAAUGGCGGGGCAAAUAAAAGAGUGCUCUACCACAAAUUCAGUCGAGAUGACUCGCCGCGUCAAUCGAGAACAUUCAAAUUGCUACAAGCUAUGACCAACACGCAAGAUCCAGGUUAUGUUCAUUCAAAUAAUAUAAUAUAUACUGAUUUUUAAUAACAAAA